AUGACAAGUAAGAAAGUGCAAUCCCCCAAGGAGGAAAGCAUUGCCAAAAUGCUUAUUUGCAAGGUUCAUAUUGGAACAAAGAACUUAGAAAAUAAAAUGAAAAGGUAUGUGUAUACAAGAGCAAAGGACGGUGUGCAUAUAAUAAAUUUGGCUAAAACUUACGAGAAGUUACAGCUAGCUGCAAGAAUUAUUGUAGCAAUUAACAAUCCAGCAGAUGUUGUUGUAGUAUCAGCUAGACCAUUUGGAAGUAGGGCUGUUUUAAAGUUUGCACAAUACACAGGUGCUCAAGCAAUUGCGGGAAGAUGGACACCUGGUAUGUUAACAAAUCAAAUUAUUCAAAAAUUUACGGAACCAAGAUUAUUAAUUGUAACAGAUCCAAGAACAGAUGCACAGUCAGUUAAAGAAUCAGCAUAUGCAAACAUACCGGUCAUUGCAUUAUGUGAUUCAGAUUCACCAUUAGAACAUGUAGAUAUAGCCAUCCCAUGUAACAAUAAAGGAAAGGAAUCCAUUGCACUUAUGUAUUGGCUGUUAGCACAAGAAGUUCUAUAUCUGAAAGGAACCUUACCCAGAUCUAAACCUUGGAAGGUUAUGGUCGACAUGUUCUUAUGGAGAGAUCCUGAACAAUUUGAAUUAAAAAAUCUUGCAAUCGAGGAAUCUACUCCUGCAGCUCCUCAUUUGGCUGAAAACCAACUUGCAACAGAUGCUCCAUAUGAAGAAUGGAAUAAGAAGGAAGAAUGGAAUGAUAAUGCCAAUGAGGAGUGGAAAAAUCCAAUUGCCGCUGAUGAAUGGUAA
Messenger RNA from Plasmodium gonderi, 792 nucleotides. RefSeq names its product 40S ribosomal protein S2. Gene Ontology annotation, molecular function: structural constituent of ribosome. The record is from RefSeq and is a predicted model, not a curated record. Gene Ontology annotation, cellular component: cytosolic small ribosomal subunit; 90S preribosome; ribosome. Lineage: Eukaryota; Apicomplexa; Aconoidasida; Haemosporida; Plasmodiidae. The transcript is spliced from 2 exons. Gene Ontology annotation, biological process: ribosomal small subunit assembly; cytoplasmic translation. The coding region runs from base 1 to 792 and encodes 263 amino acids.